AUGGCCGACCAAAGCCCUUCUGCGCAUACCUUGAAGCGCGUGUCAAGAGCCUGCAUCGUCUGUCGGGCUCGUAAAAGUCGCUGUGACCUGGAAGCCUCAGGCGGACAACCUCCGUGUGGUCGCUGCAAAAAGGAGAAGCGCGAAUGUGUCCUGGGCACCUCCAACCGCGGUGGCAGUCGAGUCAGGAAGAAGACCAUCUCAACGACAUCCACCGCAGGGCUUACCCAUGUUCCUUUAACACCUCUUCUCGACAAGUCUUCGAACCCUCCUUCCAGCUCCUACGUACUAUCUCCUCCCUCUCAGAUUACUCCACGGACAACAACUGGCAAAGAACACCAGGACGGCACAUCAGCAGGAAACACAGCAGAAGACGAUGACUCUGCGUCAACGGUCGACAGUACUCUGGGGCAUACCAUACCGAGAAAUCCUUCCGAUGCAUGGCAGCUUCUGAAGGACGUCGCCAAUCGAGAGGCAGAACAUCUACAAGCAUCAGCGAACACAUAUAAGACUAGUUUGACGCCGAAUCAGAAUGCGGGUGAUGGAUCUGGGUCAGCGCCUCGUGGUUCGAUCAACGGCAUCCAUGCUGGUAUUUCGACUUAUCGCCUGGUCCGAGAGGGCUACCUUGAGCCAGACAUGAUACAAAUGCUUGUUCGACGCUAUGCUGAGCAUUACCAUGCCUACCUUCCUCUGGUGCCACGGAGAUAUUUCGAUCCCGCGCAAUUGGAUAUAUUUGCAGCUAAUGAUAAACAUCUGCUGACUGCCGUUCUGACGAUAUCAUCUAAAGACUUGAUCGAACAACCGAAUAUACACCUCUGUUGUUCUCGAUAUAUGCAUGAUCUGAUAUCAGGGAUCGCUGCAGGUCACGACUGUGAGGUUGAAGCUGUUGAAGCGCUUCUCCUCCUUGCUGAAUGGGAACCACAAGGCCUGCGAAACCGCAUAGAGGCAGUUGGUCGAGGUGAGGAAGACCGCAGUGCGUGGAUGCAUGUCGGUAUUGCGCUGCGAACGGGCUACUUUCUCGGACUGGAUAGAACCGCAUUUCGUCAGGAGUCUGCCGAAGAAGCCAGGAUCGACGGCCGCAAACGCCUUGCUUGGGCCAAUUGCUACGUCUCAGAUCGCCUCAUCUCCGUGCGGAUUGGCAAAGCCUUUUGGUCCCGAGGCCCUGGACCCAUGACAGGGUUAUCUCCUCAAGAUUUUCCCUCCCUGCAGCCAUUCAGUCCAGGUGACGAAGACUACGCAAAAAUCAUGCAAGCCACCCUUGAUCUCACCCAACUCUAUUCUAAUGUGCACGAUGUUCUGUACUCGGGCAUGAGAACCAGUGGGCAGAUGAUGCUCAUGGGUGAUUAUGUCAAGUAUGUCGACGACUUCCGCAAUGCCCUCGCCCGUUGGAACACAACCUGGGGGAAAUUGGAGUGCUCGCCUCACAUCAAAGUUACCCUCCAACUCUCCUACGAAUACUUGUGUCUGUACACCAAUGCAUUUGUGUUCCAAGCUGCAAUAUCUCAGGCCAUUGCCAACAAGCCCAAGACCGAUGCCCACUCGCUGAGAGAUCACCUUCGUAACGUAUUCAGCAACGUUGGCGCAAUGCCUGAUGCACGGUUCAUUUGGGCCAGUGUUGCUGCGGCCAAGGCAUACCUGACUCUCCUCAGUACGCAGAUCGACCCUGGCAGAUUUCUGCGAUAUAUGCCGCUGCGGUAUUAUCUGUAUUGUAUAUACUCGGCUGUGUUUCUGUACAAGGCGAGAUCGUUUGGUGUAAUGUCGGAAAUAGAAGAAAGGCAAGUUCGGACACUGGUCAUCCAAGCCAUGGACGUACUCAAACGAGCUUCUGUCUCUGCACAGGAUCCAGGUUCGCGUUACGCCAGAUUACUGGAGCUGCUGUGGGUGAAGCCUCCCAAAAGUGGUGUCCGAGCACAGCACUCAGUGCAGUCACCAACAGCGUCCGAUACGCAACGAUCCUCAAGUGGUAGUGUCCGGGUCGAUGCUCAGGGAUUUUUCCAAUAUAGUCCGGCCAAUGACUUCUCCUGGCUUGACCUCGAGGCUGUGGGCGACUACGUCUCUGGAGAUCAAUUGUCAGGCAAUGGAGCACACCUUCUUGCUCCCAUGGCCGGCUUCGACCACCCGUCGUUUCUUCCACAAAACCAAGGUGUGCAAUGGCAGCAGCUGAACAACAACACAAACUGGGAUUGGAGCGGUAAUCUAUUCUUUUGAGAAUCGGGGAAGAAUGAUGAACCGCGACCAGACAAUCUCACAACGAUGUUUUGGUUUCUCACCAGCGUACUGUAAGCGAAUGUCUCAUCGGGCCACAGUCGGCCGCCGCUAAUAGCCG
Messenger RNA from Exophiala oligosperma, 2323 nucleotides. RefSeq lists its product as uncharacterized. Gene Ontology annotation, biological process: regulation of DNA-templated transcription; DNA-templated transcription. The transcript is spliced from 2 exons. The record is from RefSeq and is a predicted model, not a curated record. NCBI's taxonomy places the organism in Eukaryota, Fungi, Ascomycota, Eurotiomycetes, Chaetothyriales, Herpotrichiellaceae. Gene Ontology annotation, cellular component: nucleus. The coding region runs from base 1 to 2205 and encodes 734 amino acids. Gene Ontology annotation, molecular function: DNA binding; DNA-binding transcription factor activity, RNA polymerase II-specific; zinc ion binding.